This is a messenger RNA of Leptosia nina, 1992 nucleotides long. NCBI's taxonomy places the organism in Eukaryota, Metazoa, Arthropoda, Insecta, Lepidoptera, Pieridae. The record is from the annotation of a GenBank genome assembly.
AUGGGUUGCACUCAAAGUGAAAUCGCUCCACAAAAUGAAACUCCAAAAAAGGGAUGCACUGAUGUGUUGUGGCUCAUUAUUUACGUUAUAUUUUGGAUAUUAAUGAUUAUAAUAGCUGCAAUUGCCUUUGUGUAUGGAAACCCACAACGACUUAUAAAUGGCUAUGAUUCAUUUGGUAACACAUGUGGUGUAAAAAAUAAUAAGAAGUUAAUAAACUUUCCUCUAGCUGGUAUAAGUACUGCAGAUAAAAAUUAUUUAUUCUUUAUGGAUGUAAAGGAACUGCGGAGAUCACUAAAGAUCUGUGUAAAACAAUGUCCAAAUAAAAAAAUGGAAUCCUUCGCUGAUAUACAAAAUUUCUAUAAAGAGACUGGGUCAAAUUUAUGUAGAUAUGACAUAAAUUUAAAUACUACAACAAAUACAAAUGGCUUAAGCAAUUACAUAGGACCGUGCCCCGUGUUUCCAGUUUAUGAUUCCUUCCCCCUUUUAAAUAGAUGUUUUCCAAAGUCUGCUAAAGAUGUAGCACAGAAAGUCUUUACGGACUUCUAUGAUCUACUCAACAGUUGGGAUACUAUUGAGCAAAUGUUAUCUGAUAUCUAUAAUUCAUGGAAAGAAAUGAUCAUAUGUGUCAUUAUAGCAUUUAUAUUUUCUCUCAUAAUGGUCUCAAUUUUGCAUUUGCUGGCUACAUUAGUUUCUUGGAUAUUUAUGAUAGUAGUAUCUAUAGCUAGUGUGGCAGGAACUGCCUUACUGUGGUACACAUAUCAUGAACUUAGAACAAAGCAGAGGGAUUUUUCUGACAGUACUGUAUUUCUGGCUGAAUCACUGAAAAAUGAAAAGGCUUUUCUGUGGUACUCUAUUAUAGCAACUAUAAUUACAGUAAUUCUUCUGCUUCUAGUAUGGGUGAUGCGUUCAAGAGUUUCAUUUUUAGCAGCUUUAUUCAAAGAAACAGCGCACUGCCUCGGAUCAAUUCCAGCACUGUUCUUGCAGCCAAUAAUAACAUUUUUCUUUUUGGUUCUAUUUUUCACUUUCUGGUCAUUCGUUGUUGUAUGUUUAGCGACUGCAAACUAUCCCGGGAUACCAUAUAAGACAAACUUCCUAAUAAAUGGUACUUCUGUACCUGACCAUGUUGAUAAAACAAUUCAAGCUCAGAAUUAUAAUGAUAGCGCCACAUUAAAAAAUCAGAUUCAGUUCGACCCGAUGUGGGUGAAGAGUAUGUGGUGGAUGUGCCUGAUAUGCCUCGUUUGGGGCAGUGAGUUCAUUCUUGGCUGUCAACAGAUGACGAUAGCCGGUGCUGUCUCCCAUUGGUACUUUAGAGGCCCGAACGCUAAUCCAUCGCCUGUCCUAUAUUCAAUUGGUAAACUUUUGAAAUACCACUUAGGAUCUGUGGCGAAGGGCUCCUUCCUAAUCACAUUGUUCAAGAUACCGCGGCUUAUUCUCACCUACCUCCAUGCUAAACUGUCAUCGAGAGCAGAGAAAGGUUCAGAGUGUGCUAAAUGUGGACUUAAGUGUGGGAUCUGCUGCUUCUACUGCUUGGAGAAGUUUAUUCGCUAUUUGAACCACAACGCGUAUACUAUUAUCACUAUUGAGAGGUGUCACUUCUGUAAGGCGGCUGCAAAGGCCUUCAGUACUAUAGUGAACAAUGCCCUUCAAGUGGCCACGAUAAACAGCGUUGGUGACUUCAUACUGUUCCUUGGCAAGUGUAUAGUGACUGCGGUCACUGGUAUCAUCGGCCUUCUGUUACUCAAGAGGAAUUCUGACCUGCAUUUCUUUGCUAUUCCCACUCUCGUUAUAUGUAUCUUCUCCUUUUUCAUCGCGCACUGUAUUCUUUCGCUUUAUGAGAUGGUCGUGGAUUCACUAUUCCUGUGCGUGUGUGAAGAUCGCAAUUUGAACGGCAGCGAUGGUCGGUGGAAGAGCUCCCGCCUCGCGGAAUUGGGCGGUCACAAAUCCCGUGAGGAACAAGAUGGCGCCGAGUUGGAAGAUUUGCAGGAAAAGUGA